Molecule: messenger RNA, 936 nt
Organism: Pieris macdunnoughi
Lineage: Eukaryota; Metazoa; Arthropoda; Insecta; Lepidoptera; Pieridae
Source: the annotation of a GenBank genome assembly
AUGUCAAAUCUAAGACCAAUAGCAAAGAGUUUGCAGGAAAAAUGUGAAAAGGAAUUAAAUGAACAACCAGAAAGGUUAGUUUCUGAUAUCAAAGCCAUUAGGGACUGGCUUCAGAAACAACCUCACUUACAAAGUGUAAGACCAUCUGACCAAUGGCUAUUAUCUUUUCUACGUGGUAACAAAUUUAGCCUUGAAAGAACAAAGGAAAAGUUGGAUAUGAGUUAUACUUUACGGACUUUGGUGCCUGAGAUAUUUAAGAACAGAGAUCCUUUAGAUCCGAAACUUAAUGAAGUACUGAGAAAGGGCUUGUUUUUGCCGUUGAAGAAAUGUGCAAAAGAGGAUGGUUGUCGACCUAUGUUUGUGCGGCUCAACCUUCGCGACGGACCCUUGAUACCAGUCGAACUGCUGAUGAAAGUUGCUUUUAUGAUUGUCGAAAUUAUGAUUCGAGAUGACGACAAUUUCCUUAUAUGUGGAGAGGAAGUGAUAGUGGACUUAAAGAAUAUAGGAAUGGCGGCCCUGAGUCAAUGGACGCCGGCUUUAGCGAAAAAAGUCGUAAUGUCUUUUGAAAAGGCUUUGCCAGUUCGAAUGAAGAACAUUCACAUAUUAAACCCACCACCAGGAUUGGAAACCGUAUUAAAUUUAGUAAAGGCAUUUAUGAGUCAGAAAUUAAAAGAUAGAAUUUUUGUAUAUGGCCAGAAUUUGAAUAGUUUUCACGAAAGAUUUCCACGAGAGUUAUUACCAGAAGAAUACAGUGGUAACAAUGGAACUGUACAAGAUCUUUCUGAUUACUGGACACACAUACUUGAGGGUAAUCGUGAUUGGUUCCUGGCCGAAGAGGAAGCGUGUUCAGACGAGUCCCGAAGACCUGAAAAUCCAAAGACAACCACUUCUCUAUUCGGAGUAGAUGGGUCCUUCAGAAAACUAGAUUUUGAUUAA